GCUUAAUUCAUUGAUUGAUUACUAGCACUGGAGUGUCUUUGUCCCAUUAAAUUUUUAUAUAUAGUUGAAAGUAAAGGGACAAAAAAUACAAAAAUGUUCAAAAGUGUUCAAGGAAGCUUUCUGCUCAUACUGGUGCAUUUAUAUAAAUAUUGUGCGGAAAGUGAUGAAUGUAUAGACAACAUUUUAAAGGAUAAUAUGAAAUUGUUACAUAAUGAUCUAACUCAAAGAAUUGAUAAUUUAAUUAGUUUAGUCGACAAUCAGAGAUUUUCAAGACACACUUUAAAACAGAUUGAAUGCGAUGGACAGAUUACAUUAAAUCAAAACUUGAACAGUGACAAUACAACGGAUUAUCUAAUCUCUUCGAAGGAUUAUCCAAAAAAUUAUCCACAUAAUCAUAAUUGUAUGAUAAUUAUAAAUGUUGAAGAAGCGUUUAACGGGCACAUAGAAUUGACAUUUGAUGAAUUCCAUCUUGAAUUUUCAAAAAAUUGCCGUUACGAUUAUCUAGCAAUUUCGGAUGACAAACAAAAAGUAAUUUUAUGCGGAAAAGGGCUAAUUAAAAAUUCAACUGGAAAUUCUGCAGACGAGGUUAGUUUCUUUAAAAAUGGAACAAUGCAGCCAAUCAUAAAUAAAACAUUUAAAUUUAAACCAAAUGGAGCGUUAGUCAUUCGUUUUAAAACUGGCAAUAAAUUUACAUAUUCUGGAUUUGUUUUAAAAGCUAAUUUUAGAAAUGACAAGUUCAAUUGUUAUGGAAACGAAGCAGUUUCCGAUAAAAUUGAUAAAAUAGCCACAACUGAGAUGAUAACAACCAAAGAUAGUACUGUAGAAGAAUUUUUAACUACCAACAACUCUGAUAGAAAAACAACAAAUAGUAAUACUACUCCUCCUCCUGUGGAAAUAGACACAACUACUCCUAUGCCCCAAUUAACAACAAAAACAACAAAACUAGCAACACUGCUUGUAAAUAAUAAAGCAGUUUUUUGUGGCAGUAGAACAAUUCCGAAAUUUAAUUUUGAUUGUCAUGGAAAAAGUUAUAAUAUCAUUUCAAAUAAUCCAUAUUUACCCAAUUCAAAUUGUCUUAUUCAUUUAAUGCCUCCAAGAGGAAAGAAAGGGGAAGUGGAAUUUAAAUUUCUCUCAUUCAAUCUACAGAGAAAUACAGGAAACGAUUACGAUGCUCUAACAUUUGCUCAAGGUUUUCGUCAUAUUCAAUAUUCUGGAAAAGCAAAUACAGUGGGCGCGGGAACGGAUCGAAUCAGCAUCUUUAGAGGACGGAAAUUAAAACCUCCCAAACUCCGAACAACUUAUUACAUUCGCGAAAGUGGAGAUUUCAACAUCAAUUAUUUUGAAGCUACCGAUACGGGAGGAAGAUCAUUUGAAAUGCUUGUACAUACAAAAUGUACAUCUUAG
Molecule: messenger RNA, 1404 nt
Organism: Dimorphilus gyrociliatus
Lineage: Eukaryota; Metazoa; Annelida; Polychaeta; Dinophilidae
Source: the annotation of a GenBank genome assembly